Myripristis murdjan (pinecone soldierfish) is the source of this 2483-nucleotide messenger RNA. RefSeq names its product calcium/calmodulin-dependent protein kinase kinase 1, alpha b (gene camkk1b). The transcript is spliced from 17 exons. The coding region runs from base 521 to 1993 and encodes 490 amino acids. The record is from RefSeq and is a predicted model, not a curated record. Gene Ontology annotation, biological process: CAMKK-AMPK signaling cascade; protein phosphorylation. Lineage: Eukaryota; Metazoa; Chordata; Actinopteri; Holocentriformes; Holocentridae. Gene Ontology annotation, molecular function: protein serine/threonine kinase activity; ATP binding.
GUUUGUCUGCAGAUGGGGGCUUUCUGACUUUGGUUUUCCAGAAUUUACACAUACAAAUUAAUUACAGAACUCCACCAGGCCAUAAAUGAUAAUGUGUCCAGUGAAUAUAAGCCAUCAUGGUGUGUCCAGUGCUGCUGAUCCUGAAGCAGUCUGGUCAGUGAAGUGUGAUCCAGGUGUAACCCGGGCCGUGGCCCCUGUCGUCCAGCUCUGUCCUCUGUUUUCCUUGACCGGGGCGGAGCUUAUCAAUACAUCCUACUGUACAAAUAACCACUGCUAGCCUCCCUCAGAAUAACUCUGCCUCAGCUAUAAGUAGCCCCAGUUAAUCCUUAAGACAAGCGCUGCCACAGUCCCUUUCUCAUCAGUGAAAGUCCUGUCCUGCCCUGACUAAGACACAGAGGCGUUUCCCCCUCGCCAGACCAGCAGGCCAGCAUGCAGAUUAACCACAAGAGCUGUCAGCGCAACAUCCUACAAAUGUCCGGCUCUGGUGACAUCAGCUGUGAGUGAGCAGCAACUUGAUGCCAUGAGCGCCGACGCUGCCUGCAGGGCGGAGCCGGACUCAGAGGGCCACACCGAGCUGGCCGACUUGGUGUCAGCCAUGAACGUCGCUGCCAACCGGGCGACCCCACCCAACGGCCACAGGGGGGGCCCUCCGCGGACCACGCCUCACCGGGCACGCCUCUCAGACAGGAAGCUGUCACUGCAGGAGCGAGGGACCCGCGUGGCCCGGCAGCCCACCAUAGAGACCAAGCGUGUGUCCAUCACAGACGCUGAGGACUGUGUUCUGCUCAAUCAGUAUAAGUUACAGGAUGAGAUCGGGAAGGGUUCAUAUGGAGUGGUAAAAUUAGCAUACAAUGAAGACUCUGAACAAUUCUAUGCCAUGAAAGUCGUUUCAAAGAAGAGGCUGGUGAGGCAGUGUGGAUUUUUGCGCCGCCCGCCGCCUCAAAAACAAAAGCCACAGCGGGAUUUGAUUCCUAAACCCAUGGGCCCACUGGACAAGGUGUACCAGGAGAUUGCCAUCCUGAAGAAACUGGAUCAUCAUAAUGUUGUAAAACUUGUUGAGGUGCUGGAUGAUCCCGCGGGAGACGGUCUCCACAUGGCUUUCGAGCUGAUGACGAAAGGCCCCGUGAUGGAGGUUCCCACAGACAACCCCUUCACCGAGGAGCAGGCUCGAUUCUACUUCAGAGAUGUUGUCCUGGGAAUAGAAUACCUGCACUACCAGAAGAUCAUCCACAGGGACAUCAAGCCCUCCAACCUGCUGCUGGGGGAGGACGGCCAUGUGAAGAUUGCAGAUUUUGGUGUCAGCAACAAGUUUGAGGGCAGUGACGCGCUCCUGUCCGGCACGGCCGGGACGCCGGCCUUCAUGGCCCCGGAGAUGAUAACCGAGCACGAGCAGAGCUUCAGCGGCAAGGCGUUAGACGUGUGGGCGAUGGGAAUCACACUAUACUGUUUUGUCAUCGGGACGUGCCCUUUUUAUGAUGAAUUUAUCGUUGCCCUGCACAGCAAGAUCAAGAACAAGCCUGUGGAGUUUCCAGAAACGCCAGUUUUAAGUGAGGAAUUGAAGGAGCUCAUCCUUAUGAUGCUGGAUAAAAACCCUGAAACAAGGAUCACCCUCCCUCAAAUCAAGCUCCAUCGGUGGGUGACCGAAAAUGGCUCGAAUCCUCUUCCGCUGGAGGAGGAGCACUGCACUGCGGUGGAGGUCACCGAGGAGGAGGUCCAGAACAGCAUCAAGCUCAUCCCCAGCCUUUCCACUGUGAUCCUGGUGAAGUCGAUGCUGAGGAAGCGCUCUUUCAGUAAUCCCUUCGAGUGUGAAGGCAGACGAGCUGGAAGGUCCAUGUCUGCCCCCGGAGGUCUCCUUACAGGUUCCUGGGCCUUAUCGGGGUGUACUUCACCUAAUCUUCACCCCUGCUUAAGGAAAGUCAGCAAUGAGGGAAGCAGAGAAGGAGAGUUGGAGGACUUGUAUGAGGAUGACGCAUUCGCCGAGUCUGGCGAUUAAAACCAGCCGCAGUUACCAGAGGAAAAGAAUGUGCAGCAUUUUCUCUCUUUUGUACCUUUGCUUGUUUCUCUUUCUUCCCUGAUUUUCCCGCUUUUCUUUCUCGAUUGCUCGCUGUCAUUGCAACUUCUGCGAAGGAUCAGGUGUGAUGAUUCUGUGAGAGAUUUGACUUCACAAAGUACUGAAGAAAAAAAAUUAGAAAUAUACACAUUUUCAUUAUAUUUGAUUAUUACAAAUGAGAUGAUAGAUGUCAGAAUUUUUUCAGUAUCAUCAUUGUUUACUGAUGUAUGCAUAAUUCAUGUGCAGAUGGUAUGGUUUGUUACAUAGAUUGUGAUAACCUCAAAUAUCGGUUUUUGACCUUGUUUCAUGACUUUGGUUUGCUUCACUGGUACCGGAUUGUUCAAAUGUAAAUAUUUACUGUUGUAAAGAACAUAUUUUUGCAUUCUUUCAUACAGUUGUUGAAAAUAAUAAAAACGGUUCUUUCAGCCUUUGA